ACCAACAACAACAACGACAACAACAAACGAACAUGGCGCAGCAUCGCACGAUCGCACGCACUCGUGAUGAUGAUGAUGUUGUUGCGCUGCACGCCCAUGGCAGCACCCGGGUUGUUGACCAAGAAGAAGAUGACGACGAUGAUGUUGGCGUGGUAGCAGAGAGAAGGCGGUUGCUAGAUGAGGCCGCGGAUGCAGAAGACGGCGACGGCGGUGGGAUGGGCGUGAGCAGCAGGGCCAUGCCGGCCGAUGUACCCAGUGUCAACCGCACCAACGACGCCACCAAAGGCGCAACCACCGCCUCCACCACCGACACAACCAACGGUACGGCCAGCAGCAUGGCCAAUAGCAGCAUGGCCAAUAGCAGCAGUAGCCAUGGGACGCUCAAAGACCCUGAUGGUGACGAGCAAGAUGCACACGGGGACGAGCAGGAAAGCUGCCCCAUCUGCCUGGAUGCCCUGAACGACAAGGCCUUGCUGGACGGGUGCUUCCACAGCUUCUGCUUCGAGUGCAUCAUGUCGUGGCUCAACGUGUCGCGAACAUGCCCGCUCUGCAAGGCGCCAGUGUCUUCCGUCAUCCACUCGAUCAAGUCCGCCACCAUCUUCAAGCGGAUCACCCUGCCGCCACAACGACCGCCGGCGCCAGAGCCAGCGCCCCCUUUCUCCCGACACCAUCCUCACCACCACCACCACCACCAUCGCCGCCAUCACCAUGCUGGUGCGUUUGACGCGCGACGUGAUCGAAGGCGGCACACCACGAGCAGGUGGUCGGCGCAUGAGACGGUGGCGGACGAGCGACGGCGCGAGACAGGGCUGGACAGGAGACGCGCUGUCUACGCCGCCAACAUGCGUGCGUUGCCCGAGUACGACGAGCAGCUGCGUGCUCGCGAGCGCAGCAUUGCGCCCUCCGGGCUGGCACGCGACGAACGCAACCGGCGACGCGUGCUUGCCUGGGCCAAGCGAGACAUCAACGCGCUCGUGCCAACAAACACCGCGUUUGUGUACGCCUAUCUCGAGUCCCUCCUCUCAACCACGGACCUGCGAGCAACCCAUAUCCUCGUGCAGUCGCUGGCGCCUUUCCUCCUCGCACACACAGAGCUGUUUGUGCACGAGCUGCAGAUGUUCGCGCGCUCGCCGCUCAGCAUGCCCGCAUAUGAUGCGCACGUGCGGUACCAGGUGCCCACGACGGACCAGCAGCGGCGCAUGGCCCAGCAGCACGGCCUGCUCCUCGGGCCCCCACGCCGUCCGCAGCAACAACAGCUACAGCAACCACAGCAGCACCAGCAGCAGCACCAGCAGCAGCACGUGCCGGGUUCGUCGUUUUCCCAACUCCAACUGGCACAACGCCCGACCAUCUCAGGGAGUGCUGCCAGCAUCGAGGACGACGGCAUGCAUGAAGAGCGGCGACAGCGGCUGCGCCAGUGGCAACAGCAGCAGCAGCAGCAGCAGCAUGUGCCACGUGCAGCCGUGACUACACCCACACGCGUGAUGGCGGGGGCGCAUGGCCAAUCCAUGUCUUCUCGACCGCCGCUACUGCCCCACCCUUUCGCAGCAGCAGCAACACCUGCACAGCCACCCUACUCCAUGCCGCACCAGGCAAGCAUGGCACCAUCCCAUCCGAUGGGCCAUGUGCCCCAGGUGCGGCCACCAGCAACACUGCAACAGCGCACCAGCGGCAAUGAUAGUGGUAUGGACGGGGACGAGUGGGUGCCCCACACUGAGGAGGACAUGCGGCUGUUGCGAGAGCUUCGGGCCGUGCGUGCAAAGCGUGCAAAGGUGCGCGAAGGCGUGCUUGCUGGUGGGUUCAGCAGUGUACAGGUUGGGCAGCUGUCAAUGCCACAGCUGUGUGAGCACGUGCACCAGCUGGAAAAGGAUGUGCUGCAGCGACGAAAGCGCAUCCUCGCCCUGCGCAGGGAGCAGGUGAACCAGCUGCGGGAAGCAGUGAGCACGAGUGCGGGUGUUGCUGGUCGUGGUCGUGGACGUGCUGAUGGUGGUGGUAACGACAGUGGCGAUGACAGUGCUGAUUGAUGACGGUUGCAGUGAUGCUACUGCAAGGGGGGGUGGCGACGGAGCUCGUGGUUUUUCGAUGGUGCUCGUCGUGCAGGCGCAGGUGACGCGUCAGUGUCGGCGAGGAUGCGAGGGUGAAUGACUUGCCAGGGCGACUUGCGCUUUGGAAACAAUGUUGCAGUGAGACGUCCAGCUGUGGCGGUCCACAUUCCUGCCUGGCUUUGACCCUCAUGCACACAUGCUUGUUCGUGAGCAUGACUAUCAUCAUCUCCACCGUCACCACCCUGCCAGUCUACCUGCCUGCUUGUUGGCUUGCCCCAUUGUUUAUUGAGAGGUGUGGGCUUGAAGAGCCCACAGUGUGUCGGCUACGACUGAAGCAAUGAAUAGUUGCAGUGG
This is a messenger RNA of Salpingoeca rosetta, 2399 nucleotides long. RefSeq lists its product as uncharacterized. Gene Ontology annotation, molecular function: metal ion binding; ubiquitin protein ligase activity. The coding region runs from base 33 to 2024 and encodes 663 amino acids. NCBI's taxonomy places the organism in Eukaryota, Choanoflagellata, Craspedida, Salpingoecidae. Gene Ontology annotation, biological process: protein monoubiquitination; protein polyubiquitination. The record is from RefSeq and is a predicted model, not a curated record. The transcript has a single exon.